Messenger RNA from Eupeodes corollae, 1062 nucleotides. Its product is annotated as probable serine/threonine-protein kinase clkA. The record is from RefSeq and is a predicted model, not a curated record. The annotation marks the transcript as partial. The transcript has a single exon. Lineage: Eukaryota; Metazoa; Arthropoda; Insecta; Diptera; Syrphidae.
AAUAAUAAUAAUAAUAAUAAUAAUAAUAAUAAUAAUAAUAAUAAUAAUAAUAAUAAUAAUAAUAAUAAUAAUAAUAAUAAUAAUAAUAAUAAUAAUAAUAAUAAUAAUAAUAAUAAUAAUAAUAAUAAUAAUAAUAAUAAUAAUAAUAAUAAUAAUAAUAAUAAUAAUAAUAAUAAUAAUAAUAAUAAUAAUAAUAAUAAUAAUAAUAAUAAUAAUAAUAAUAAUAAUAAUAAUAAUAAUAAUAAUAAUAAUAAUAAUAAUAAUAAUAAUAAUAAUAAUAAUAAUAAUAAUAAUAAUAAUAAUAAUACUAAUAAUAAUAAUAAUAGUAAUAAUAAUAAUAUUAAUAUUAAUAAUAAUAAUAAUAAUAAUAAUAAUAAUAAUAAUAAUAAUAAUAAUAAUAAUAAUAAUAAUAAUAAUAAUAAUAAUAAUAAUAAUAAUAAUAAUAAUAAUAAUAAUAAUAAUAAUAAUAAUAAUAAUAAUAAUAAUAAUAAUAAUAAUAAUAAUAAUAAUAAUAAUAAUAAUAAUAAUAAUAAUAAUAAUAAUAAUAAUAAUAAUAAUAAUAAUAAUAAUAAUAAUAAUAAUAAUAAUAAUAAUAAUAAUAAUAAUAAUAAUAAUAAUAAUAAUAAUAAUAAUAAUAAUAAUAAUAAUAAUAAUAAUAAUAAUAAUAAUAAUAAUAAUAAUAAUAAUAAUAAUAAUAAUAAUAAUAAUAAUAAUAAUAAUAAUAAUAAUAAUAAUAAUAAUAAUAAUAAUAAUAAUAAUAAUAAUAAUAAUAAUAAUAAUAAUAAUAAUAAUAAUAAUAAUAAUAAUAAUAAUAAUAAUAAUAAUAAUAAUAAUAAUAAUAAUAAUAAUAAUAAUAAUAAUAAUAAUAAUAAUAAUAAUAAUAAUAAUAAUAAUAAUAAUAAUAAUAAUAAUAAUAAUAAUAAUAAUAAUAAUAAUAAUAAUAAUAAUAAUAAUAAUAAUAAUAAUAAUAAUAAUAAUAAUAAUAAUAAUAAUAAUAAUAAUAAUAAUAAUAAUAAUAAUAAUAAUAAUAAUAAUAAUAAUAAUAAUAAUAAUAAUAAUAAU